AAUUCGUGCCAGACUGUCGUCGACUUGCAACCAGUAGAAACAUAUUAGGUAUUGGCUUUGAACAGUGGUGCUACUUGAGGCGAUAUCGAAUUACCUACUGAGUGCUGAUUUGUGUUGCAAGCGAGUCCACCAGUGUCUAAAUUUUAGUUAGAAAGUGAUAGUAAAGCCAAAGUUUGCUAUUUUAAUUGAAUCAACGACAAAAUGCAUCAACCUACUGUGAUUAUCGCUGGAGCACCAGCUGUCGGUCCGGAAUCCACAACCCUGAUCUGUCCAUCGUGCCGAGCGCAGGUGAGGACGCGAGUUGAACACAAUUCCACCACUAAAACGCACAUUAUUGCACUGUUGCUGUUUAUCUUCUGCUGCUGGCCGUGCAUCUGUGUGCCAUACUGUUGCAACUCGUGCAAGAAUGCCGAUCACUACUGUCCGAACUGCAAUGCCUUCAUCGGAAGCCAUCAGCACUGAGAGGGAAUUGUUUGCUUAAUUUGCUAAUCCUAUUUUCUAAUAAGUAUUUUUAGUAAAUAUAUUUGAUCGAAACCAAACCGCACAAACCAAGCUUUGAAAAAAUAGAGUCAGUCAGUUUUUGUGAUGUGAUUAAACGACCAAAUAAUAAUAA
Ochlerotatus camptorhynchus is the source of this 613-nucleotide messenger RNA. RefSeq names its product lipopolysaccharide-induced tumor necrosis factor-alpha factor homolog. NCBI's taxonomy places the organism in Eukaryota, Metazoa, Arthropoda, Insecta, Diptera, Culicidae. The transcript is spliced from 3 exons. Gene Ontology annotation, molecular function: zinc ion binding. The record is from RefSeq and is a predicted model, not a curated record. The coding region runs from base 202 to 462 and encodes 86 amino acids.